Rotaria sp. Silwood1 is the source of this 1047-nucleotide messenger RNA. Lineage: Eukaryota; Metazoa; Rotifera; Eurotatoria; Philodinida; Philodinidae. The record is from the annotation of a GenBank genome assembly.
AUGUCUUCUAUUUACAAAGCAGCAGCUGUUCAUGCAACGCCAGUCUUUAUGGAUAAGGUUGCAACGACUGAAAAAGUAAUUGAAUACAUAAAGGAUGCAAAGAAAGCGUCGGUUGAACUUCUCGUCUAUCCGGAAACGUUCAUUCCCGGCUAUCCAUAUUUCAUUGAAUGUUAUCCAACCUUGAUACAACCACCUGUACUUGCUGAAUAUAUUGAACAAUCUGUUGAAAUUGACGGACCAGAAAUCAGAAAAAUUCAAGCAGCCUGUCGCGAUUAUGGUGUGUGCAUCGUGCUCGGUAUUUCUGAGCGAAUGUCAGGCACUCAUACAUGUUUCAAUUCUCAAGUCUUCGUUGAAUCUGAUGGAACACUGCUGGGAGUUCAUCGAAAACUUCAACCAACUUAUGUUGAACGAAUCAUUUGGGCCAAUGGAGGUGGAUACACUUUACGCUGCUAUUCUUCGAAACAUGGCAUUCUUGGUGGAUUAGCAUGCUGGGAAAAUACAAUGAAUGGUGCGCGACAAGCGCUCAUUCAACAGGGCGAACAAAUUCAUGCAGGUGCAUGGCCUGCCUUGAGCACUAUGGCGGGGUUUGAAGCCGUGGCAGAUAUUCAGAUUGAUGCUAUGAUGAAAAAUCACGCAUUGACUGGUCAAUGCUGGGUUAUUUAUGCGUCUAAUACAAUUGAUCAGCUGUGUCUUGACUGGAUGGAAGCCAGAUUGGGCAAGCAAGACUUGGUCAAGGUUGGAGGAGGUCUGAGUGGCAUCAUUCAUCCUUUCAAUAUGUAUCUCGCUGGGCCUCAUAAAGGUUUGGAGCAGAAACUUGUCAUCGGCGAGAUUGAUCUCAAUCAACUUGGUAUUGUCAAAGUUUGGAUAGAUUCAGCAGGACAUUAUAGUAGACCUGAAGUUCUUCAGAAUUAUGUCAAUCGUGCUCAAAUCUGGCCAGACGAGAAAAAUAUCGCAUGUCCAAUGAAGAAAGCUUCUUCUGUGGAUGAAAAAUCUGCUAGCACAUCUGAAGAAGUUGGUUCAAGUGCGAACGAAUACAAGAAAGAAUAA